AUGUCAGAUACACAGGACACUGUAGCGAGUUGGUCGGUACCCGUAGAAGAUCGAAUAUAUAAAAUUGAAUUCGAGCAUGGCACAGCCAGCGGAAAAAGAGUCAUACGAGUUGAUGGAAAAGAAAUUCUGAGAAGAAAUUGGAUGUUUAAUCUCGUCGGUAAAGAAAUAUUUAAUGUUGGCAAAUUGAAAUGUGCCAUUAGCGUGGAAGCUUUGGGAACAUUUUUUUAUGAAUAUACAUUGGAAGUGAAUGGUAAAUCAUAUGAAAAAUUUCGAGAAGAAGUGGCAAAAAAGCUGAAAAGCUGGACAACAACUUUGGAUGGUCAAGUGACUCGUAUUUGCAUAGAUAAAAGAACAAUGGACAUUUGGGUCAAUAGUCAAAAAAUGAAUACUGCGGGCGAAUUUUUGGAGAACGGUACAAAGACACAUUUUGAAAUUGAUCAAAAUGUUUGCUAUGUGAAAGCAACAAGUAGUGGUAACAAGAAAUUAGGAUUUAUCUAUCAACUUUACAUCAACAACAGUGAAAUAACGUCUGACAACGGUUCAUAA
Molecule: messenger RNA, 546 nt
Organism: Acanthocheilonema viteae
Lineage: Eukaryota; Metazoa; Nematoda; Chromadorea; Rhabditida; Onchocercidae
Source: the annotation of a GenBank genome assembly